AUGGACCCUUUUGAGGAAACGCUGCGGAGGCUGAAGGAAUCCUUCAACACAGGGAAGACAAAGCCGGCCAAGUUCAGGGCUGAACAGCUGCAGAGCUUGGGCCGCUUCCUACAGGACAAUAACAAGCAGCUGCAUGAUGCCCUGGCGGGGGACCUGGGCAAGCUCACGAAGCUGAGCUCAGCCUUCAUCCGGAAGGAGCCCUUUGGCCUGGUGCUCAUCAUUGCACCCUGGAAUUAUCCUUUGAACUUGAUGAUCAUGCCUUUAGUGGGAGCCAUCGCUGCAGGGAACUGUGUGGUGCUGAAGCCAUCAGAAAUAAGCAAGAACACAGAGAAGGUGCUGGCAGAGCGGCUGCCCCAGUACCUGGACCAGAGCUGCUUUGCUGUGGUGCUGGGUGGGCCCGAGGAGACCGGGCAGCUGCUGAAACACAAAUUUGACUAUAUCUUCUUCACAGGGAGCCCUCGGGUAGGCAAGAUCGUCAUGGCAGCCGCAGCCGAACACCUGACUCCCGUCACCCUGGAGCUGGGGGGUAAGAACCCCUGCUACGUGGAUGACAGCUGCGACCCCCAGACCGUGGCCAACUGUGUGGCCUGGUUCCGCUACUUCAACGCUGGCCAGACCUGUGUGGCCCCCGACUACAUCCUGUGCAGCCAGGAGAUGCAGGAGAGGCUGGUGCCUGCCCUGCAGAAUGCCAUCACGCGUUUCUACGGAGACAACCCACAGACCUCCCCCAACCUGGGCAGAAUCAUCAACCAGAAACACUUCAAGCGUCUCCAGGGACUGCUGGGCUGUGGCCGCGUGGCCAUCGGUGGCCAGAGCGAUGAGGGAGAACGCUACAUUGCCCCCACAGUGUUAGCGGAUGUGCAGGAGACCGAGGCUGUGAUGCAGGAGGAGAUCUUCGGGCCCAUCCUGCCCCUGGUGACUGUGAGGAGCCUGGAUGAGACCGUUGAGCUCAUCAACCGGCGGGAGAAGCCUCUAGCGCUGUAUGCCUUCUCUAAGAGAAGCCAGGUGGUCAAACAGGUGCUGGCCCGGACCAGCAGUGGGAGCUUCUGUGGGAAUGAUGGCUUCAUGCACAUGACCCUGUCCAGCCUUCCUUUCGGAGGAGUGGGAUCCAGCGGCAUGGGCAGGUACCACGGCAAGUUCUCCUUCGACACCUUUUCCAACCAGCGCGCCUGCCUGCUGAGCUGCCCCGGGAUGGAAGAGCUGAAUGACCUCCGUUACCCACCCUAUAGUCCCCGGAACCAGCAGCUGCUGAAAUGGGUCUUGGGCUCCCAGAGCUGCACCAUCCUGUGAAUGACACCCGAUUCCUCCCUCCUGCUGCCCCAGCCCAGAACUACCUGAGCUUUCAGCUGCUCCCAGAUUCCCAGUGGUUCCCAGGAGGCAGGUGACUGGGCCAGCCUGUCAUUGGUUGAUUCCUCUGAACAGACCUGCAG
This is a messenger RNA of Psammomys obesus (fat sand rat), 1430 nucleotides long. RefSeq names its product aldehyde dehydrogenase family 3 member B3. Gene Ontology annotation, molecular function: aldehyde dehydrogenase (NAD+) activity. NCBI's taxonomy places the organism in Eukaryota, Metazoa, Chordata, Mammalia, Rodentia, Muridae. The transcript has 8 exons. The record is from RefSeq and is a predicted model, not a curated record. Gene Ontology annotation, biological process: aldehyde metabolic process. Bases 1 to 1290 code for a protein of 429 amino acids. Gene Ontology annotation, cellular component: cytoplasm.